AUGACUGAUAAGACUGAUUCAUUCAACAAUAAAACGAUGAAAGCUAUGUUGGCGGAAGAAAUCGCUUCAGUGGAUAUAGGCUACGAAGUAUAUUCGACAAAGAAAAUCAACAUUUUGGUCGUCGGCCGUUCUCACUCGGGAAAAACAACAUUGAUUCGUUCUCUGGAAAACCCAAUGUAUGCUUCAACCUAUACGGAAUAUGCCAGAACGCGAGAUCCCAAGAAUCACACAUUGGUAACACGUUACAAGCAAACAAAUUUGUACUAUCAGCUCAACAUGAUCGAUACAGCAGGGCUUCAGGAAGUGGCAGAGCAAAAAGAAAAUCAACGAACAGACGAACAAUUGCUUGAUUUAGCAGCUCGAUGUGUGAAGCAAGAAAUCACUACGUUGAACAUUGUCAUAUUCAUGUCCGAAGCGGGAAAAACACAUACACAGGAUAUUGACGUAUUCAAUUCGAUCAUGGAAUUUCUUGGAGCCAAAUUCGAGAAUAUAUGCAUGAUGGUUUUAAGUCAUUGUGAAGGUUUCAAAGAAGAUCGGUUAGCACAGUUUGUUGACAAUAUUCGCACGCAUCCGUCGAGUGCCAAAGCAUUUAACUAUUGUAAAUUAGGUGUUUUCUUUCAUGGAGCCAUUGACUAUGACGAUAUGUCGACAUUUGAGGAUGAUAUUAACUUUAAACGACUCUAUAUUCGAAGAAAAAUGGAGAGAAUCGCCCCUAUGCGUCAGUCUCUCAUGGAAAUAUUUAUUUCACGAGCAGGUCAUGAGGUAUCUGUCGACCAAAUUCAGCUACUGGUGGAUCAAGCUAAUCAGAAGCUCAAUACAGACAUAGCAGAUGCGUUGAGAAAAACUCCCAGUCGCUGUACAAUAAUGUAG
Molecule: messenger RNA, 870 nt
Organism: Rotaria socialis
Lineage: Eukaryota; Metazoa; Rotifera; Eurotatoria; Philodinida; Philodinidae
Source: the annotation of a GenBank genome assembly